Lytechinus pictus (painted urchin) is the source of this 3306-nucleotide messenger RNA. Its product is annotated as sodium- and chloride-dependent neutral and basic amino acid transporter B(0+)-like. Gene Ontology annotation, cellular component: plasma membrane. Lineage: Eukaryota; Metazoa; Echinodermata; Echinoidea; Temnopleuroida; Toxopneustidae. The coding region runs from base 280 to 1224 and encodes 314 amino acids. Gene Ontology annotation, biological process: sodium ion transmembrane transport. The record is from RefSeq and is a predicted model, not a curated record. The transcript has 5 exons.
GUAUUUCUGGCGGCUAGCUUGCACCUGUACCCGGAACUCAAUACAUCGGUAAAUGCAAUGGCGGUGGUGUUAUAGGAGUUUCCGCAUCCAAAUUAAUAUUGUCGUAUAUUGCAAGCACGCGUAAUCGCCAGCUUAUGGUUCCACUGCGAACUGCAUGCAGCGGCAAUUGUGAGCAUUGUGACCUAAAUCUCUUGUCUCAUCUGCUGUGUGAAUGUGGCGUUAUUUCACUGUGUACGGAAACGACAACUCUUCGGGCGGCUGACCGUAAUACUACUACCGAUGGAACCCAACGAUUCGGCGGGGGCUGCCCCGGCUGGACCUGGGGAGCAAACCGGUACCAUCACCACAACAACGAGUAAUCCCCCUGCGAUACUAGCCCGUUCUACCUCUCACUCCGUGACGGAUGCCGUUCAUGUGAAAAAUCCGAAUGCCCGGCAGACAUGGGGGAGGGAGUUGGAUUACGUUCUUUCCAGUAUGGGAUGGGCCAUUGGCCUUGGCAACGUCUGGCGGUUCCCGUACCUGUGUUAUCAGAAUGGUGGAGGUGCGUUUCUAUUACCCUACGUCAUAAUGCUCUUCUUUGCUGGGUUACCGUUGUAUUUCAUGGAAGUGGCUCUGGGCCAAUACAGCAGUAGCGGUUUGAUCAAAGUUUGGAAAGCUGUACCGCCAAUGAGAGGUUUAGGAUACGGUCAGCUCUUCAUGUCUAUCUAUGUCUCCAUUUUCUACAACGUCGUUCUUGCCUACUGCCUCUACUACUUCUUCGCCUCUUUCACCAGUCGUUUGCCUUGGAUUGGUUGUUCCAACGACUGGAACACGCGUCUAUGCAGUGAGAUAUACGACGAAUGUUUAGCGGACGGUGGAAUCGUGACUGAAGAUAGGAACUGUACAAAGCUGGAGGACCUGUCACAAGAUGAACUGACGCAUUAUAACAUUACGAGAAUACCGAGGACUGAUAGGUUCAAUACAAGUCUUUAUCAAGAUCCGUUUAUUCAUUUGAGAGCUUUGCCAAGUCAAGAAUACUGGAAGAAUGAAGUCUUGCAAGAAUCUUCGAGUAUGAACGAGACUGGGACAUUGGUAUGGAAGCUCACUCUAUGCCUUCUACUUGCCUGGUCGAUUGUUUUCCUGUGCCUCAUCAAAGGCGUGAAGUCCGCUGGAAAGGUAUGUCAUCACUCUUCCCCUCAUGGAGCCAUUGAUUUCAAUUUGUCGCCUAUAGCUGGUACAAAGUAAUUGGUGGGUGUCGGGAUUUGUACGGUGUUUGAGUGUCUCAUGCAUCUUCUGGUUUUAAUUGAUCGGAUAGGCAAAGAGAAAAUGGGCGUUGAUGGUAUCAAGGGAUUGAUUAAUCAGUUAUGGUGACUGAAGCAUUCAAGAUGAUGGUGAUGUUGAUGGGAUGAUGUUAUUACGAUGAUAAUGAUGGUGACGUUGGUGAUGGUGGUGGUGAAGAUGGUGAUGAUGGUGAUUUGAUGAUGUCGAUGUCAAUGUUUGUGAUGACGAUGUUGAUUAUUUGAUUAUUGUGAUUGUGAUAGUAAUGACGAUGUUGAUAUGAUGAUGACGGUAAUGUUGAUGGUAAUGGAGAUGGUGAUGAUAGUCAUGAUUAAAAUGAUGUCUAUGAAUAUGCUGCUGCAGGUUAUGAUGAUCAUGCCAACCGUCAUUUGGUAAAAAUGAUAAUUUAUGAUAAUGCCGAAUAUUGGUGAGUGCAGCGCUAAAACAGAAUCAGCUGCUGAUACUGCUGACUGCCAUUUUUAUGAUGAUCGUGAUAUUAAUAGCGGCAUUCAUUGUGGCGAUUGUCAUCAUCGGGGAAAAGAAUUGUGAUCAUUUGAUUUCACAAACACAGUUAUCACAGGCAUAUUUGUUUCAGAGAAAAUCAUACUCAAAUACCCGUUAUUUGAGUCCUUUUAUUUGCUUUGGGGACAUGGUUUGUUGAUUUGAAGAAAACCGCGGCUCAUUCUUCAUCACUGAAAGCGUGAAUUCUGCAACAUUGUGACAGUAUGGCCAGGUUUCUAGGUCACUAAAUUGUCGCCAGUAUUUUACAAUGAUUUCUUUACAUUGUUUGCUGUUUUCCAUUUGAUUGCGAUUGGAACCAUGUGGAGUCAAUCCGUAGUCCGUAUUGGGAUAAUACUAAUACGUAGAUCAUCCUUAUCAACGUCAAGAGCCCAUUUCUAUACCCUUAUUUUGAAAUAGAUCACUGCAAAGCAGAGCGAGACUGUACAUGUAGGCGCCGCUUUUCCGACGGCGGCGGCGUUGUCAACAUUGAAAUCUCAAUCGAAGGUUAAGUUUUUGAAAUGUCGUCAUUCAUGUAACUUAAUAUGUAUCUGGACCUAUAGUUCAUGAAACUUGGACAUAAGAUUGAUUACCAUGGACCUAUGAAGAGAUGGACGAUUAACGCGAGCAUUUCUUUGGUCCAACGCAAGCCCCCGAAGCUACCGCCAUUUUGUUUAAUCCAUUAGAAGCUAAAAUAAGCCCUCAUUAAUAUUAAUUUCGUACGAUGCUCCCUCGUCGACUGUGGUUUUGUACGUGUAUUAGACAAUACGCACAUCAGCGCAAUGACAAAGGUCAACUUGGUAAAUUCAUUAAUGUAUUCAUUUUGUUACGCACUCGUGACGCGAAGGAUUCAGCGAAUCAAGCAAGCGCAAAUCUGAGACGAUACAUUGCGCUCAAUAAAGUAUCGAUAUCACAAUCGAUAUCACUUAAAAACAAAGCAUUGUUUGUAUUGUGUCGUAUAGGCCUAUAAAGGGAAGAUGAAAAGAGUAGUCUUCAAGUCGUGAUUAGUUAAAGAGGUCUCAAGUGCUUUUGCCAUCCCCAAAUUGUUGCAUGUUAAGAUAUACAGCAAUCUUAGUUUUUAACAAAUGUAAAGAAUCAAUAUUAAUUAAUCAAUAUUAGGGGGGCCUACAUUAUACAAGCUCUGUUUUUCAGUUGGCCCUCCCUCCCUUUCAAUCAUUUAUAUUUCGAUUUGAUAAUUGUCUAUUGUAAUUUUAUAAUGUUGUCAAUUUUUGUAUGUACUUCAAUUGUGAUUAUAUGUUACUUUGUCAAUUGUAUCAUAAUUGUAAAUAUGAAAUUGAAAGUGGAAAAUAAAAUAAUUGAAUUGAAUCUAGACUCUAAAUAGCCGGCAGAGGCCGCCGAACGGAUCAAAGGGGGCUGUUGCACUGACCCAAAAGUCUUGUUUUCUUUUUUUUUUCUAGGGGGGGGGGGCGGGUGGGGGCAGAACAUGGUUAUUACAAUUUGAUGGUAAUUUUCACUGGUUGAGUAUGGUUACUGAAAAAAAUAACUGUCACCACUAAUAGAGUACAUUUCUUGUUACAAAUUUCGAGAAGC